Fomitiporia mediterranea MF3/22 is the source of this 1146-nucleotide messenger RNA. RefSeq lists its product as uncharacterized. NCBI's taxonomy places the organism in Eukaryota, Fungi, Basidiomycota, Agaricomycetes, Hymenochaetales, Hymenochaetaceae. The record is from RefSeq and is a predicted model, not a curated record. Gene Ontology annotation, biological process: negative regulation of transcription by RNA polymerase II; chromatin organization. Bases 54 to 959 code for a protein of 301 amino acids. The transcript has 5 exons. Gene Ontology annotation, cellular component: nucleus; pericentric heterochromatin. Gene Ontology annotation, molecular function: chromatin binding.
UCCACGUCAGUACCAGUUCAGCUCAGCAUCGUUUAGUACACGCACUCGCAGUGAUGGCCCAGCUGGAGGAUGCAGAAGAGUCAUAUGGUUCUGCUGGUGAAAUUACCAAACCAAAAUCACGCUCGUUGGGCGGCAAUCGCUCAAACAACAAGAAAGCUGUCGAGGUCGAACCAAGUGAUAAAUCAGACCAGGAUCAUAACGUGGAAGGGGGCGAUGGAGAAGAGGACGAGGAAGAGUACGAGAUCGAGGAAAUUCUCGAUUCAAAGCGGGGUAUGUUUGGUAAAAAGAACGAGUGGGCAUAUCUUGUUAAGUGGAAAGGAUACAGUUCCGAGCAUAACAGUUGGGUCCCGGAACAAGACGCAGGGAAUGCACAGGACCUCAUUAAUGACUUUCUGGCAAAGAGGGCAAAAGCUAAAGAGUCGGCUACUCGGCUGUCUUCCGUCCGUGGACGUAAGCCUGCUUCUGCGAAGGCGUCAAGAAUUGGCAGAGAUGCUAGUGCUGGCACAGAGAGUGCAUCGACAACCAAACGUGGCCGAAGGAAGGCAAGCUCCGAUGAAGAUGAAGAUGACAGUGACUCAGCUCGCAAGGCAAAGAAGUCGCGCGGGGCUCACAGUACGAACGGAACGACCUCAGGAAAGCGCGGUGCCCUCGCGGCAUUGGACAGGACAGACGACGAUGACAGCGUCACAAUGGCAGACGCUAACGAAUCAAGACCGUACACAAGUAUGAAGGCUCUGAAAAUGGGAUCCAUGAAGAGUUGGGAAGAUGUUGUCAAGAAUGUUACCACUGUCGAACAACAUGAUGAGCAGCUAAUGAUCUUCUUUGAAUUGAAUGAUGGACAUUAUGUUCGUGAACCAUCGGAGCAAUGCAGAAAGAGGUUUCCCCAGAAGCUACUUGACUUCUAUGAAACACAUCUUAGAUGGAGAACAACAGACGGAGAUGAGGGCCAAUCGCACUGAAUACUUUCAUUGAUCCCCUCUCGCCCCAUAGUGAUCAUAUUACGCCAUCUUUUAUCUCUUUUUCCCUCCGCGUUGACACUUCGUUCAUUGUGUGUCGGCUACUCUCGACGUCUCUCGUUCUUACUGAUUUCUCUGGUAUAUUUUUCAUGUACAACUCUGUUGUCAAUCUGCUGAUAUUAUGAGCCCG